Molecule: messenger RNA, 507 nt
Organism: Suillus plorans
Lineage: Eukaryota; Fungi; Basidiomycota; Agaricomycetes; Boletales; Suillaceae
Exons: 5
Coding region: 65-319 (84 amino acids)
Biological process (GO): negative regulation of ATP-dependent activity
Cellular component (GO): mitochondrion
Molecular function (GO): ATPase inhibitor activity
Source: RefSeq, a predicted model, not a curated record
AGCUGUUGAGUACGUUCAACGUCGGCUCCAUCUUGGAUAUUCCAGCGCAAACGAUUCAUAUAUCAUGAUGUUCACUGUUAUUGCCCGCCGUGUCCCACUUACCCGGCUCGUCCUCUCAAGGGGUUACACCUCAAGUGUCAGAGAAGGCAGUGUUGCUCAGAGCAAGGGGUUCUCCAAAAAGGAGAAAGCUCAUGAAGACGAGUACGCUCGUAGGCACGAGGCGGAGCUGCUGCGUAAGCUGAAAACUGAGAUUGAGGCGAAGAAGGAGGAACUUGCCAGGCUGCAGGAGAAGCAUGACGAGGUCAACUCAAAGCAGUAAACAGUAGUGCAAUGAUGUCAAUAUUAAUGGAUUGCAAAGGUUCAACGUUCAGUGCAACGCUGAUCAUGUCUGAGUUUUCGCCGAACACACAAUGUUGUUUCCUCUGCUCUUGUAACUACGCUAGUUUUCUGCUAGUAGCGUUCUUGAUGCAUAAAUGUGCAAAUGUUGCGAGCAAGAGUAAUUGUGAA